GGGCUGAGGAGGCGGGCCGGCUCCAGGAAGGCACAAUUGGGAGCGGAGCAGGAGAAGAAGGAGCCGGUUUACCUCUCUCGGCGGUCAUGGCAGGCUCGGAACAGCGGCGGGCGGCAGGCAAUGUCGAGUUGGAUAGCCGACCUAUAUUAACCGCCCCAGAUGGAAAUCAGAACAUCACAGAAGUGGAUGCACUUGAUAUAAGGCAAUCACUCGACCCUGCAGUGCAAUACAAAAUGAACCAUCAAAGAAGGGGAGUUGCAUUAAUCUUCAAUCACGAGCACUUCAAUUGGCGUUUGAAGCUGGGAUUCAGACGUGGGACUGCUGCAGACAGAGACAAUCUGAGCCGCACUUUGACAGGCCUUGGAUUUGAAGUCAGAGUUUUUGAAGAUCUGCCAGCAGAAGAAGUGCUGCAGACAAUUCAUGAAGCCUCUAAGGAUGACCACAGCGAUGCCGACUGCUUUAUUUGUGUCUUCCUGAGUCAUGGUGAGGACGAUCACAUUUAUGCUUUUGAUGGCCAAAUCAAAAUUGAGACAAUCACAGACAUGUUCAGAGGAGACAAGUGUCAGAGUCUGGUAGGCAAACCGAAGAUUUUUAUCAUUCAGGCAUGUCGUGGUGAUAAACAUGAUGAUCCAGUUAUUGCUCAGGAUUCAACAGACACUAGCGAUGGAUCCAUUGUCAAUGAGACUGAAGUGGACGCAGCUGCUGUCUAUACCCUCCCUGCUGGUGCAGACUUUAUCAUGUGCUACUCUGUGGCACAAGGUUACUUUUCUCAUCGUAACACUGUAGACGGCUCCUGGUACAUUCAAGAUUUGUGUGAGGUGCUUAGGAAGCACAGCUGUUCCCUGGAGUUCACAGAAAUUCUUACUCUCGUUAACAGGAAAGUAUCUUGUCGCAGAGUGGAUAUGUGCCGUGACAUUAAUGCUAUAGGAAAAAAACAGAUUCCCUGUUUUGCUUCAAUGUUAACUAAAAAAUUGUAUUUUCACCCAAAAUCUAAGUAGAUUGGUGCUUAACAAUGAGAACACUCACUGCAGAGGUCAAAAACACACCACGUUAGUCCAGGAGACUAAUAUUCUACAAGACUGUCUGCAAAAACACUGGGAUAAAACAUGAUACUUUGUAUACAUAAUAGUUGCUAAAAUCUUACAGCAUUUUAAAUCUAGUACGACAGCUCUGUUCAUCUCAGGGAAUUUGGGAAAAGCUGAUUGGUGCAAAACUGUUAAGAGGUGCUCAAAUUUCACUGAAACCAGUACUCUAGAUUAGUAUAUUUUCUUAAAACUUUUUUACUUGAUUGCUAACUAUUGCAUAUUUUACUAUCUCCAAAACAUUUCAAAUGUUGUAUUAGAUUAGCUUUUCUGGCUCCAAGAGCACAGUUUACAGGACAUCUUUUGAUGUCUGUGGACAGCAGUAUCCCUUACCUUCCAAUUUCUGUCAAUUUAUAGCUUGUUAGACAUUUUUUCUUUUCUCUCAACACUAAAAAGGAACUAUUAAUUCCUUGAGUACAACUGUAGCAUUAAUAUAGAUAAAGGGCUUCCUUAUGCUUGCACGUCAUUUGCAGUUAGGGUGCAAUUAAAGCUUGGUGGUGCUUUGCAUCCUCAGGAGAAAAGCAAGCGGUGGUGAAAGGAGACCAGGAACAGCUUGCUUGGCGUGGCUUUGGGUCAGUCACCUCCUACACAUCUCUGAAGCAAAUCAUUGCAAGGUUCCAGCUUCACUUACAGCUGCUGGACCUCUCUAGGCAGCUC
Molecule: messenger RNA, 1739 nt
Organism: Calidris pugnax (ruff)
Lineage: Eukaryota; Metazoa; Chordata; Aves; Charadriiformes; Scolopacidae
Gene: CASP6
Product: caspase 6
Exons: 8
Coding region: 87-998 (303 amino acids)
Biological process (GO): apoptotic process; proteolysis
Cellular component (GO): cytoplasm
Source: RefSeq, a predicted model, not a curated record